Nerophis ophidion (straightnose pipefish) is the source of this 3446-nucleotide messenger RNA. Its product is annotated as zinc finger CCCH domain-containing protein 13-like. The record is from RefSeq and is a predicted model, not a curated record. The transcript is spliced from 28 exons. The coding region runs from base 487 to 2700 and encodes 737 amino acids. NCBI's taxonomy places the organism in Eukaryota, Metazoa, Chordata, Actinopteri, Syngnathiformes, Syngnathidae.
UAUACGUGCUCUUAUGCUGGGAACGGAUGGUUCUACUGCGCAUGUGUAUAAGUAAAGGCGUUUUCUCGCAACGCUAAUGGCGGCAGUUUGUUUAUUUCCUUCUGAUAAAGACAGUUUUUCGGUUAUUCUACACACUCAGGUCUUGUUAUUUUGAUCUUAGAGCGGGCCCUGUGUAUUUGUCACAACGCACUUGACACGCACAUACGCCUUUCGUCGUGAAAUGACGUCAUGGCGUCAGCACGUCACGUGUGGUUGUGUCUCGGCUGUUUCUAGUGCGUGCACUUAGUGUUUUACUUUGUACAUAUAAUAAAUGUCUUGGUAAGGAUAUGACUUACCACAUACAGUAAGUAUGUCGCUAGUGUAGUAAGUAUCUUACUUAAUUUUACUAUGCCUGGCGCGAAGUGGGCCGCCAGUACCCGGAUGUUGCCGUCCACAAGCCAAGAAAGGUGAUUCAACCAUCGAGUGGUCGCCAUCACCUGUUUCAAAAUGGACAAAAGGAGGCAAAGUCAUCAUUGUGGUCGUCAUCCAAGCCAUGGGAGGAAGCAUGAAAAAGAAGACAAACGGACUGUGAGUGCUGAUAGAGCUAAAAGGAGGAGUUCAAAGAAGAGUGAAGAUGAAGAAGGUGAUGAGAGCUUUGGUAUAUGGAGUUCAAAGAGUGAAGAUGAAGAAGACGAUGAGAGCAUUAGAGCAUGCCAUGGGAGGAAGUGGGAAAAAGAGGACAAAUGGACUAUGAGUGCUGAAAGAACUAAAAGGAGGAGUUCAAAGAAGAGUGAAAAUGAAGAGGGCAAUGAGAGCAUUAGAGCAUGCCAUGGGAGGAAGCGUGGAAAAGAGAACAAACGGACUAUGAGUGCUAAAAGAACUAAAAGGAGGAGUUCAAGGAGUGAAGAUGAAGAAGGCAAUGAGAGCAUUAGAGUAUGCCAUGGGAGGAAGCGUGAAAACGAGGACAAACGGAUUACGAGUGCUGAUAGAACUAAAAGGAGGAGUUCAAAGAGUGAAGAUGAAGAUGGUGAUCACAGCAUUAGAGCAUGCCAUGGGAAGAAGCGUGGAAAAGAGGACAAACGGACUAUGAGUGCUGAGAGAACUAAAAGAAGGAGUUCAAAGAGUGAAAAUGAAGAAGGCGAUGAGAGUAUUAGAGCAUGCCAUGGGAGGAAGCGUGAAAAAGAGGACAAACGGACUCUGAGUCCUAAUAGAACUAAAAGGAGGAGUUCAAAGAGUGAAGAUGAAGAAGACGAUGAGAGCAUUAGAGCAUGCCAUGGGAGGAAGCGUGAAAAAGAGGACAAACGGACUAUGAGUGCUGAGAGAACUAAAAGAAGGAGUUCAAAGAGUGAAGCAGAAGAAGACGAUGAGAGCAUUAGAGCAUGCCAUGGGAGGAAGCGUGAAAAAGAGGACAAACGGACUAUGAGUGCGGAGAGAACUAAAAGGAAGAGUUCAAAGAGUGAAAAUGAAGAAGGCGAUGAGAGUAUUAGAGCAUGCCAUGGGAGGAAGCGUGAAAAAGAGGACAAACGGACUAUGAGUGCUGAGAGAACUAAAAGGAGGAGUUCAAAGAGUGAAAAUGAAGAAGGCAAUGAGAGCGUUAGAGUAUGCCAUGGGAGGAAGCGUGAAAAAGAGGACAAACGGACUAUGAGUGCUGAGAGAACUAAAAGAAGGAGUUCAAAGAAGAGUGAAGACGAAGAAGGCGAUGAGAACUUUGGAGUAAGCCAUGGGAGGAAGCGUGAAAAAGAGGACAAACGGACUAUGAGUGCUGAUAGAACUAAAAGGAGGAGUUCAAAGAGUGAAGAUGAAGAAGGCUAUGAAUGCUUUGGAGUAUGCCAAGGGAGGAAGCGUGGAAAAGAGGACAAACGGACUCUGAGUCUUAAUAGAGCUAAAAGGAGGAGUUUAAAGAAGGCUGAAGAUGAAGGCGAUGAGAGAGUUGGAAUAUGGUAUUUGCCGAAGAGGGCAGAAGAACCCCCUCCACCCCCUAGAGGGACAAGCGGUAGAAAAUGUAUGGAUGGAGUAAUGCAAGAAGAACAGCAGCGCGGCGGGGCUGGCAGCAUUGAACAGCAGCCCGUCGGUGCUGACAGCAUUGAAAUAAGUUUAGGGCCUGAGAGGCCUGACGUGGAAAUAGGCGUGGUGGGGCCCCCGCCCACCCUGGCGUCGUGCAUGAUGGCUCCGUGCAAAGGCGUGUUCUGUUUGACGGGCUUCCUGGUUUUGUUCAGCUGCGUGGUGGUCGGCCUGGCCGUCAUCAACUCCAAGCUGGAUCAGGUCAGGAACCAGCUGAGCGCCACUGACGACGUCCGGCGUCGCAUGAACAAGAUCCUGUUUGAGCAGAGGCAGCUGGUUGACAAGCACGAGCACAUCUUGCUGGAGGUGGAGCGCUCCAUAGGACUGAUCGCCAAAUCCACCAAACAAGUGGUCUUGCUGGAAAAGGUUCACGUGGAGUACCAGCUACUGAACAACACUUGUGUGAGUCCCCUCAGUGACUGUGUGAAGAAGACGGAGACUGCGGUCAUGGAACUGCAAAAGACCAAGGCCGAUCUGACCGACAACUGGAAAACGUGCGAAAACAUUCCGACAUCACUAAGAACCAUCGAAGAAAACCAUAAGAACCUGACGGAAGAACAGCUGGAGAUUUUAAAUAUACAGCGCACAAUGCAGGGACUGCUGCGUGCCAUCGCCUGUGGCAACGACGUGAAAGGUCGCCUGAGUUGCAAACCUAAAUGAGAGUAGAACAGAAGUAACGGGCAAAAGUAUAUCUCUCGGGUUUUCUUGGGGUCCACUGCCGUCUGAGUGCUCCCCAAGAACCUUCACGAGCCGAGGCUAAUACAGUCUUGGGUGUUCUCAGGGGCGGAGCUUCAGGGGGCGUGGAGAAGCCGGCCCGCCCCGCAGGAAAGGUGGUCAUGGCGGGCCCCUUACCUGGCUCCGGGCUGGGCACCAAUGAAAGAGCUGGACGUGUGUGGGCUUACAGGCUGCCCCAGUCAGGAGGUUUGUGGCGUUAUCCCGAUAUGUCUGUGAAGUUACCCCGAAAUGUAUGUGGAGUUACCCUAAAUUGUAUGUGGAGUUACCAUGAAAUGUAUGUGGAGUUACCCUAAAAUCUAUGUAGAGUUACCCCGAUAUGUAUUUGGAGUUACCCUGAAGUGUAUGUGGGGUUACCCUGAUAUGUGUGGAGUUACCCUGAAAUGUAUGUACAGUUAUUCCGAUAUGUAUGUGGAAUUACCCCGAUAUGUAUGUGGAGUUACCCCGAUAUGUAUGUGGAGUUAACCUGAAAUGUAUGUGGAGUUACCCUGAAAUGUAUGUGGAGUUACCCCAAUAUGUAUUUGGACGAUAUGUAUGUGGAGUUAACCUGAAAUGUAUGUGGAGUUACCCCAAUAUGUAUUUGGACGAUAUGUAUGUGGAGUUAACCUGAAAUGUAUGUGGAGUUACCCCAAUAUGUAUUUGGAGUUACCUUAAUAUAUGUAAAGUUAUCCUGA